Molecule: messenger RNA, 645 nt
Organism: Scutellospora calospora
Lineage: Eukaryota; Fungi; Glomeromycota; Glomeromycetes; Diversisporales; Gigasporaceae
Source: the annotation of a GenBank genome assembly
AUGAAAACUCUAAUAAUCCCUAUUUCAGAAAUAAAAAAUCAUAUUUUUGAUUUUCAACCUGGCAAAGAAUUCAAAACAGAAUGGUGUCUUGAUCUCCAUGGCUUUUUAACUCGUAAUGGGCUUAAUGAAAGACUUGAUAGGAUCAAUUUUCAUAUUCGAGAUUAUCCGCUGAUGAGCGAAAAAACGAAGACAAAGUUAUAUUUGCUUAGUGGUAUAUGGGCUACUUUAAUAGUUGUAAUUGCUGUUGUCGCUUUUAACGCUAGCUAUGCUAAUUAUGAGAGUAACAUCUAUUCAGCAAAUUCUCAACCUCCCGAUGUGAAUAGUGCUAUUGCCGGCACCUCAAUUGUUGAAGCAUUGAUUGCCGCUUUAACAUUUCUUGCUAGAUAUCUGAUUGACCAGAAAUCAAAAAAGUUAGCUAAAAAUUUCGAAAAUAACUUAAAAUUUUUGCUUACCGAAUAUAAUAAUCAGGAUAAUCCGACUGCUAAUUGGAGAUUUGUAUGGCGAUCAGUGCUUUCUCAUUUCAGUGUAGAGGCAAAUGCAAGUUUAAAUGGAAGUAUUAAAGGGAAAGCUGUGCCGCAAUACGUCGAACAUGCUGAAAUAUUGCUUGAAAUCAACGAUGCACUUUCUGAUUUAACUGCUAAUACU